AUGGCGGCUGGCAGUUCUGAGCUGCGGCGGGUGGAAGAUUUCCGUCUUGCUGCGGAAAAAACCCUGCCCGAAGCCGCCUGGCAGUACUAUAGCCAAGGGGACGGGGAUAAUCAAACUCUGAGGGACAACUGCGAGAGCUUCAAAAGGUACCGUGUGUUGACACGGGUCUUACGCGAUGUUACCACUAUAGACACGACAGUCUCAGUGUUGGGCACAACCCUGGACUUUCCUGUCGCCAUCGCCCCAACAGCUCACCACAAAAUGGCGCAUGCGGAGGGAGAGAAGGCUACAGCUAGAGCCGCUGCCGCCGCUAAAACAGCGAUGGUUCUCAGUGUAUACGCAAAUCAUUCCUUGGAAGAGGUAGCAGAAGCCGCACCCCAAGGAACUCUCUGGUUCAACCUGCUUCUGUUUAAGGACCCGGAAAGAAACAAAGAACUCUUGGACAGAGCGGCAAAAGCGGGCUAUAAGGCCAUAGUUCUGACGGUCGACCAGCCGAGAUCCGAGUAUCUGAAGCGACCAGCAACAAGCAUGGCAAAACGCAAGGCACAAACCUUCCACAGCGUACCAAACAUGAUGUUCCCAGGCGCGCCGCCUUACGGGACGGAGAAGUACCGCAGCUGGCUGUACUCGGCGCUGAAGCAGCCUAUGACGUGGGAUGACGUAGAUUGGCUGAAGAAGAAUACGACUUUGCCCCUCGUGCUAAAAGGAAUUCUUACAGCGGAAGACGCCAAAGAAGCAGUUCGUCGCGGCGCGGACGCCAUCUUGGUGUCCAACCACGGCGGAAGGCAGCUGGACGGAGUGCCCGCUACGAUUGACGCUCUGCCUGACAUCGUCCAAGCUGUUGGCGGCGAGACGGAGGUUUACCUGGACGGAGGUGUGCGGACUGGAACGGACGUACUGAAGGCCUUGGCUCUGGGAGCCAGAUGUGUGUUCAUCGGCAGGCCCGCGCUAUGGGCACUGGCAUGUGAUGGUGAAGGUGGUCUCUUUCACCUUCUCAACAACCUGAAGGAGGAGCUGGUUUAUGCAAUGGCCAGAACAGGAUGUGUGAAAAUUGCUGACAUCGAUUCAUCCCUGGUGGUUCACGAGUCUUACUUAAGUUCGCGACGUGGAAAUAAUUAACCUAGAACUCAUAUAACCAGUG
Molecule: messenger RNA, 1141 nt
Organism: Branchiostoma belcheri (Belcher's lancelet)
Lineage: Eukaryota; Metazoa; Chordata; Leptocardii; Amphioxiformes; Branchiostomatidae
Product: hydroxyacid oxidase 1-like
Exons: 8
Coding region: 1-1119 (372 amino acids)
Molecular function (GO): oxidoreductase activity; FMN binding
Source: RefSeq, a predicted model, not a curated record